AUGUUCGAGGACGAGCCGCGCGCCGAGGGGGCGGCGGUGGUCGCCGCGGCCGGGGAGGCGCUGCAGGCGCUGCAGGCCCUGUGCCAGGAGCUGAACCUGGACGAGGGGAGCGCGGCCGAAGCCCUGGACGACUUCACCGCCAUCCGGGGCAACUACAGCCUAGAGGGAGAAGUUAUACACUGGUUGGCAUGUUCAUUGUAUGUUGCAUGCCGCAAAAGCAUCAUUCCCACAGUUGGAAAGGGUAUCAUGGAAGGAAAUUGUGUUUCACUUACCAGAAUACUACGUUCAGCUAAAUUAAGUUUAAUACAGUUUUUUAAUAAAAUGAAGAAAUGGAUGGACAUGUCAAACCUGCCACAAGAAUUUCGUGAACGCAUAGAAAGACUAGAAAGAAAUUUUGAGGUGUCUACUGUAAUUUUCAAAAAAUUUGAGCCAAUUUUUUUAGAUAUAUUUCAAAAUCCAUAUGAGGAGCCACCAAAGUUACCACGAAGCAGGAAGCAGAGGAGGAGUCCUUGCAGUGUUAAGGAUCUCUUUAAUUUCUGUUGGACACUCUUUGUUUAUACUAAGGGUAAUUUUCGUAUGAUUGGAGAUGAUUUAGUAAACUCUUAUCAUUUACUUCUGUGCUGCUUGGAUCUGAUUUUUGCAAAUGCCAUUAUAUGCCCAAAUAGACGAGACUUGCUAAAUCCAUUAUUUAAAGGUUUGCCCUCUGAUUUCCAUACUGCUGACUUUAGGGCUCCUGAAGAGCCUCCCUGCAUCAUUGCUGUACUGUGUGAACUGCAUGAUGGACUUCUAGUAGAAGCAAAAGGAAUAAAGGAGCACUACUUUAAGCCAUAUAUUUCAAAACUCUUUGAUAGGAAGAUUUUAAAGGGAGAAUGCCUCCUGGACCUUUCCAGUUUUACUGAUAAUAGCAAAGCAGUGAAUAAGGAGUAUGAAGAAUAUGUUUUAACUGUUGGUGAUUUUGACGAGAGGAUCUUUUUGGGAGCAGAUGCAGAAGAGGAAAUUGGAACUCCUCGAAAGUUCACUGGUGACACCCCAUUAGGAAAACUGUCAGCACAGGCUAAUGUGGAGUGUAACUUUCAACAACACUUUGAAAAAAAAACAUCAUUUGCACCUUCUACUCCACUGACAGGACGGCGAUAUUUACGAGAAAAAGAAGGAAUCAUUACUCCUGUUGCUUCAGCCACUCAGAGUGUGAGCCGGUUACAGAGCAUUGUGACUGGACUAAAAAAUUCACCAAGCGAACAACUUAUAAAUAUUUUUGAAUCUUGUAUGCGUAAUCCUAUGGAAAAUAUUAUGAAAAUAGUCAAAGAAAUAGGAGAGACUUUCUGUCAACACUAUACUCAAUCAACAGAUGAACAACCAGGAUCUCACAUAGACUUUGCUGUAAACAGACUAAAGCUUGCAGAAAUUUUGUAUUAUAAAAUAUUAGAGACUGUAAUGGUUCAGGAAACACGAAGACUUCAUGGAAUGGACAUGUCAGUUCUCUUAGAGCAAGAUAUAUUUCAUCGUUCCUUGAUGGCCUGUUGUUUGGAAAUUGUGCUCUUUGCUUAUAGUUCACCUCGUACUUUUCCCUGGAUUAUUGAAGUUCUCAAUUUGCGGCCAUUUUAUUUUUAUAAGGUUAUUGAGGUGGUGAUCCGCUCAGAGGAAGGACUUUCCAGGGACAUGGUGAAACACCUGAACAGCAUUGAAGAACAGAUUUUGGAGAGUUUAGCAUGGAAUCACGAUUCUGCACUAUGGGAGGCUCUCCAGGCUUCUGCAAACAAGGUUCCUACUUGUGAAGAAGUUAUAUUUCCAAAUAACUUUGAAACAGGAAAUGGGGGAAGUACACAGGGACAUCUUCCCAUGAUGCCAUUGUCUCCCCUAAUGCAUCCACGGGUCAAAGAAGUUCGGACAGACGGUGGAAGUCUUCGAAGGGAUAUGCAACCAUUGUCUCCAAUUUCUGUCCAUGAACGCUACAGUUCUCCUACCGCAGGGAGUGCUAAGAGAAGACUUUUUGGGGAGGACCCCCCAAAGGAAAUGCUUAUGGACAGGAUCAUAACAGAAGGGAAAAAACUGAAGAUUGCUCCUUCUUCAAGCAUUACUGCUGAAACUAUAUCAAUUUCACCUGGGCAAAGUCUUUUAACAAUGGCCACAGCAGUAGUAACGGGGACAACAGGACAUAAAGUUACAAUCCCAUUGCAUGGUAUUGCAAAUGAUGCUGGAGAGAUUACACUGAUACCAAUUUCCAUGAACACAACUCAGGAGUCCAAAGUUGAGAGUCCUGUAUCACUUACUGCUCAGUCAUUAAUUGGUGCUUCUCCAAAACAAACCCAUCUGACUAAAGCACAAGAGGUACAACCAACUGGAAUAAGCAGACCAAAAAGAACUGGAUCCUUAGCACUGUUUUAUAGAAAGGUCUAUCAUUUGGCAAGUGUACGCUUACGUGAUUUAUGUUUAAAACUGGAUGUUUCAAAUGAGUUACGAAGGAAGAUAUGGACGUGUUUUGAAUUUACUUUAGUUCACUGCCCUGACCUAAUGAAAGACAGACAUUUGGAUCAGCUCCUCCUGUGUGCUUUUUACAUCAUGGCGAAGGUAACAAAAGAAGAACGAACUUUUCAAGAAAUAAUGAAAAGUUAUAGGAAUCAGCCCCAAGCUAAUAGUCACGUCUAUAGGAGUGUACUGUUGAAAAGUAUUCCCAGAGAAGUUGUGGCUUACAAUAAAAAAAUAAAUGGUGAUUUUGAAAUGACAGAUUGUGACUUGGAAGAUGUUACAAAAACACCUGAUUGUUCCAGUGCACCAGUGAGAGAGGAAAGAGGCGAUCUUAUCAAAUUUUACAAUACAGUGUAUGUAGGAAGAGUAAAGUCAUUUGCAUUGAAAUAUGACUUGUCAAAUCAGGACCAUAUGAUUUGUUCUGUGUUGGACUCAUCCUGCUGGCUCAUAGAAUUCUCUGCCUCUCUUUUAUGCUCUCUGCUGCUGCUUUGGUUGUGGAUGGAAGCUCCGCCACUGUCUCCUUUUCCACAUAUUAAGCAACAGCCAGGCUCACCACGCCGAAUUUCCCAGCAGCACUCUAUUUAUGUUUCCCCACACAAGAAUGGGUCAGGCCUAACACCAAGGACUGCUCUGCUGUAUAAGUUCAACGGCAGCCCUUCUAAGAGUUUGAAAGAUAUCAACAACAUGAUAAGGCAAGGUGAACAGAGAACCAAGAAGCGAGCAAUAGCCAUUGAUGCUGAUGCAGAAUCACCUGCCAAACGCCUCUGUCAAGAAAAUGAUGAUAUUUUACUUAAAAGACUGCAGGAUGUUGUCAGUGAAAGAGCAAACCAUUAGUGCCUUUCCUGUUUCUGUGAUAAAAGCACUUUCAGGUUGUUUUGCAUAAAGUUGGGGCUUUAUCUUUCAGAAUUUUCAAUCCUCUACAUGGUAAAUAUCACUGAAUUAUAAGAAAAACUGCAUGAAAAUUAUACACUUUUUUUUAACGUUCAUACAAAAUGUAGUUGACAGAUAUGUAUUUUGAGUUGGAUUGGAAAGGAAUGUUUUAAGUGCCUUUUAAACAUAUUAAUAGUCCUAGAAUUUUUUAAAUGUUUGUUCCUUGGGUUAGUUUUUAAGAUGAAGUAAGGAGAAACCUUAUAAUUUUUAACUCACUUUUUAAAAUAAUCAAAUGUCUCCUCUUGUGCUCCAUAAUAUGAGGGCCAAUAAUCUAUUUUUGGUAAGUGCGCUUUGAGAUAUUUGUGUUCUAAAUUUAAUACUGAGUAGGGGUUGAUUCCCAUUGCACCUGGGCCAGAGGAUGUUGUACCAGCUUGUCUGUGACCCACUGUGGUAACUCUACAUCCAGGUGCCACUACCAUUCUAGGUUCUCUAGAUCCUUUCUCCUGCCCUUCCUCUCUUGAGCAUAAGCAGAUUUAUACCAAGCCCAUGCACUACCCACACUCCUCGCUUUCCAGCCCUAAGCCUCUUAACCUGGUGUCUCAACCUAAUGAAAAGGGUCUUGCUCCUUUUUUAAACUACUAUCAUUUUGUUUCUGAACCAUUAACUUAAUAUUUGUGAUUAUAUUACAUCAUGUAAUUCUCAAAAUAAGAAGCUACUGCUUCUCAAGCCAGUAGAAUAAAAUACAGAUAAGAGUUUUUAGAAACUAAAUUUCCUAGUUAGUGAGGUAGCACCGUGAUAAUGUGUGAAAUACUAUUUUUGGGGUCAUCAUAAGAUUAGUCAUCUCAAUAUUGAUAAUUGAUUCUGUAAUAAAUAACCUUUUUUUUUUUUUAAUGAUUUUUUAAAUUGAUUUGAGAGAGA
Molecule: messenger RNA, 4254 nt
Organism: Miniopterus natalensis
Lineage: Eukaryota; Metazoa; Chordata; Mammalia; Chiroptera; Miniopteridae
Source: RefSeq, a predicted model, not a curated record